Messenger RNA from Phlebotomus papatasi, 821 nucleotides. Its product is annotated as pickpocket protein 19-like. Gene Ontology annotation, cellular component: membrane. The record is from RefSeq and is a predicted model, not a curated record. NCBI's taxonomy places the organism in Eukaryota, Metazoa, Arthropoda, Insecta, Diptera, Psychodidae. The coding region runs from base 54 to 530 and encodes 158 amino acids. Gene Ontology annotation, biological process: sodium ion transport. The transcript has 4 exons. Gene Ontology annotation, molecular function: sodium channel activity.
AUGAAAGGCAGUCAGACAAAAGGGGUCUUAGUUGUUAUUCACCAUCCUGAGGUAUGGCCUCAAACGGCCAAAUUUAUCCCCACAGGAUCCAUCACCAUCUUCAGCAUCACUCCUACGUUUGCUUACAGCAGUUCCGGCGUCAAGAGAUUUCCACCAGCUCAGAGAGGAUGUUUUCUCGAGAACAAUUGAGACAUAAUUUUGUGGGGCGACAUAAAACUGGUGGUGAUUCCGACAAGAAUGCCACCCUCUGCGCAUCGUGCCUUCCUGAGUGUAGCCAUGUGACUUACAAUAUCGCCACAGAAUCAAAUGAGCUCCCUGAGGAGGAUAGAGCUUUAAUAACAUUGGACGUUCACUUUCGAUAUGCUACGAUGGUAAAAUAUAGGACGUAUGUUGUAUACGAGUUCCUGGAUUUAAUAGUUGCAUUUGGAGGUAUUGCCGGCUUAUUCUUGGGUUCAUCACUCCUCAGCAUCGUGGAAUUCGUGUAUUAUGCAUUGUGUGGAAUAUUCAGGGGGAAAAAUGUCCCUUCUUAGACACUAAUUACAACACCUGAGAGGCUAUUCAUUGAACUGCCGAUAUGUAUUGCAUUUAUCAUUUUAUCAACACAGUGAAAGAGUUGAAAUUUCCCAGUUAAAUUUUCAACUGAAUUUCUACUACACACGAUAACUAAAUAUAGGGGAAGUCUUUUAGGCUUCGCACACACUCUGAUUUCGAACACAUUAUACUUUUCCCUUAUUCCUGCAAUGAAUUUUACCUAAGUUUUUCAGAAAAUGUUUGACUUCUUAGGGAAAAGAGCGCUACCUUCAGACGACUGCAGCUUCGGA